GCCGACGUGGUGGUGAAACUGAGAAAAGUGGACUUACCAUCUUCGAACAUACCCAUCCGAACCUCAAAGACUACAAACCUAAGAUUCGGCUCAUACACCUAAGACUUGGAGCAACCGAACCUCCGAUUCGGAUCUUACUCAAACUCUCCCUAGUUUCUCUUCCGUUAAAAAUAAAACUGACCUUCGAAGCUUCAAUAAUUUUAAUUCUCCUAAUAAAAAACCCUAAUUUAGUAAUUUUCCUCUCUAUUUGUAGCUGCGAGUUCCUGAAUUCGAAAGUUCUUAACUCUUUUCUACUUUGAUCUCAUCAAUUUUAAGAUCCUUAAAAGAAAUUUAUGAAUUUUGAUUGAAUUUUUUUGGAAUUGUUUCAUCUUGAAUGCAUAAACCAAUGGUUGAUCAAUAAAGAUCGCUUCAUCACGAGCUCAAGAUCGCUUCAUAAAUUUCUAUUUGUAGGCUUUGAUCCAUCUGAAUUGCUCCCUAUAAGUUAAUUGAUUUGCUUUUGUGCUGAAACGAUGUCGCAGAGUAAUUGGGAAGCAGAUAAGAUGCUUGAUGUUUAUAUAUAUGAUUAUUUGGUAAAGAAAAAAUUGCAUGCUACUGCAAAGUCCUUCAUGACAGAAGGAAAAGUCGCCCCGGAUCCAGUAGCAAUUGAUGCUCCUGGUGGGUUUCUUUUUGAGUGGUGGUCUGUCUUUUGGGACAUAUUUAUAUCGAGAACAAAUGACAAGCAUUCAGAGGCUGCUGCAGGAUACAUAGAGGCACAACAAAUCAAAGCAAAGGAGCAGCAACAGCUGCAGAUGCAGCAAUUGCAGCUGUUGCGUCAAGCUCAGUUGCAGCGUAGGGAUCCUAAUCAUCCUUCUCUGGGUGGUCCUGUAAAUGCUAUUGGCUCUGAAGGAAUGCUUGGACAGUCAAAUGCAAGUGCAUUGGCAGCAAAAAUGUAUGAAGAGCGAAUGAAACACCCAAAUGCAAUGAAUUCAGAAACGUCGCAACCACUUUUGGAUGCUAAGAUGGCCCUCUUAAAAUCAGCUACAAAUCAUCCUGGUCAGUUGGUUCAAGGAAAUCCUGGAACUGUAACUGCAGCAUUGCAACAAAUUCAGGACAUUAAAGGUGAAGUGAACUUGGGUGGUACACAGAGAUCCAUGCCUAUGGAUCCUUCCUCAAUUUAUGGGCAGGGAAUCGUGCAGUUGAAACCUGGAAUAGGAAAUACAGGUUUGAACCCUGGAGUAGGUAGCCUUCCACUGAAGGGUUGGCCAUUAACUGGCAUUGAUCAAAUUCGGCCAAGUUUAGGUGCACAAGUGCAAAAGCCAUUCCCACAGAAUGCAAACCAGUUUCAGCUUCUGCCACAGCAGCAACAACAACAGCUCUUAGCACAGGUUCAGGCACAAGGAAAUAUGGGUAGUUCACCCAUGUACGGAGAUAUGGAUCCUCAAAGGUUUUCAGGAUUAUCUCGAGGCACCUUAAAUACCAAAGACGGCCAACCAACUGCUAAUGAUGGAUCUAUAGGGUCUCCAAUGCAAUCAACCUCAUCAAAAAUGAACAUGCCCCCAAUAAGACAAUCUUCCUCUCAACAGGACCCAUUGCAGUCACAGCAAGUGCAACAGAAUAACCGGAAAAGAAAAGGGCCUUCAUCUUCUGGACCUGCUAAUAGCACCGGUACUGGAAACACAGUGGGCCCUUCCCCUAACUCUCAGCCAUCAACGCCUUCAACUCAUACACCUGGUGAUGGAGUAGCUAUGGUGGGCAACGUGCAGCAUGGUAACAGCAUGUCAAAAAAUUUGAUGACAUAUGGGUCUGAUGGAACAGGUGGUAUUGCAUCAUCAACCAACCAGCUGGAAGACAUUGAACAUUUUGGAGAUGUUGGCUCCUUGGAUGACAAUGUGGAAUCUUUUCUCUCACAUGAUGAUGGGGAUGGAGGGAAUUUGUUUGGCACCCUAAAACGAAACCCUUCUGAACUUGCUACUGAGACUUCAAAGGGUAUUGGCUUCAAUGAAGUUGGUUCAAUACGUACAAGCAAUGGCAAAGUCACCUGCUGUCAUUUCUCUUCAGAUGGAAAGCUACUGGCCAGUGCUGGGCAUGACAAGAAGGCUGUUCUUUGGAACAUGGACACUCUGCAAACUGAGUGCACAUCAGAGGAGCACACUCAUAUUAUAACUGAUAUUCGCUUCAGACCAAAUUCCACUCAGCUGGCAACAUCUUCUUUUGAUACAACAUUGCGAGUUUGGGAUGCUGCACAACCAAGUUAUUCCAUCUGGAAAUUUACAGGGCAUAUGUCACAAGUUAUGUCCCUUGAUUUCCACCCUAAGAAGAAUGAACUUUUCUGCUCUUGUGAUGGUAACAGUGAGAUUCGCUUGUGGAACAUCAAUAAGUUUUCUUGCACUCGUAUCUCCAGGGGAGGCAGCACUACUAUCAGAUUUCAACCAAGAAUAGGACAAUUAUUAGCUGCAGCAGCAGAGAAUGUUGUGUCUAUAUUUGAUGUAGAGACUGACAGAAGAAUUCACUUAUUGCAGGGCCACAAUACAGAGGUACACUCUGUUUGUUGGGACACAAAUGGAGACUUUUUAGCAUCUGUCAGUCAAGAGUCUGUCAGAGUGUGGUCACUGGCCUCGGGAGAAUGCAUUCACGAGCUCAAUGCUAGUGGAAACAAGUUUCAUUCUUGUGUCUUUCAUCCUGGCUUCAAUGCUCUCUUGGUUAUUGGUGGUUAUCAGUCAUUGGAGCUUUGGAACACAGCUGAGAAUAAGUGUUUGACGGUUUCAGCUCAUGACUGCGUGAUAUCAGCCCUGGCAAAUUCACAAGUAACAGGGAUGGUUGCCUCUGCGAGUUACGACAAAUCCGUCAAAAUCUGGAAAUAACCCCAACGGCAUUUAGUUGGAACUGAUCAUCAGGCAACAAAUCUGCCGUUUUCUUUAAUUCUCAACAGCAGCAGAAGUUUGUGGGGACAAAAGAAAUUUCAUUUCAUUUCAUUUCAUUUUUUUCUUCUUUAGCUUAAUAAGGUGAAUGUCAGUUUUCCGUUGGGCGGAUUUGCAAUGUUGGUUUGUCCGGUGCAGUUCUAUAUUUUACUCAAUUUGUUGGAAGACAGCUUUUUUAUUUUUUUUUCCUGGCAUGGUGAUUAUUCUGAUAUGGAAGAGAAUCUGAUUCAGCUUUUGGACAUUUUGAAGUACAUUUAUUUAGCCAGUAUAUUUACAAUUACUAUCAAGACAAUAAAUCAUCGAAUUAUGAGUUAAUUUGACAAAUAAAAUUAUGGAAAAUAUUGUUAUAUUUGAAGAGAUAAAAUGGUUGGUGUAAUAUUUUUCU
This is a messenger RNA of Durio zibethinus, 3282 nucleotides long. Its product is annotated as transcriptional corepressor LEUNIG_HOMOLOG-like. NCBI's taxonomy places the organism in Eukaryota, Viridiplantae, Streptophyta, Magnoliopsida, Malvales, Malvaceae. The record is from RefSeq and is a predicted model, not a curated record. Gene Ontology annotation, molecular function: transcription corepressor activity; protein binding.